AUGAGGAACUCCAAGGCUGAGCGGAAAAGGCCCCUCGAGGCCCUUGUUUUUACCAAAUCAGGAUUUCCCAUUGCCAGUUCUUGUGAGGCUGUGAGGAAGAGGAAGAUGCCCCUGAACACUGAGGCAGAGCAGGAGCUGAGCAUGGAGAGCAGGGAGGACAAAUCCCCGCGGCAGAAGCUGGUGGCAGAGGCCGUUUUGAGCGGCUCCACGGCGCAGGAACCCAACGGGGAGGAAAAGCCCCGGAGAUGCCACACGAGGAGGGGCUGCAAACGCAGAUGGCGGGGAUCUGAGGGGGAAAGAGCCAGCCUGGGCCGGGAAGGCGGCCGGAGAUGGAGCCACAGCUCGGAGCUGGUGGUCCAUGAGGAGGUUCCUGAUGGGGAGAAGCCCCACAAGUGCUUGGAGUGUGGGAAGAGCUUCAGGUGGAACUCUGAACUGAUAAUCCACCAGAGGAGCCACACUGGGGAACGGCCCUACGAGUGUGAUCAGUGCAGGAAGAGGUUUCAGAGCAGCUCUGAUCUCCUCAAGCACCAGCGCAUCCACACUGGGGAGAGGCCCCACGAGUGUGAGGAAUAUGGGAAGAGCUUCAGGCAGAGCUCCCACCUGAUCCAGCACCAGAGGACCCACACUGGGGAACGGCCCUACGAGUGUGGGGAGUGUGGGAAGAGAUUCAGACAUCGCGCCAAUCUGAUUUUGCACCAAAAGAUCCACACUGGGGAGAGGCCCUAUGAGUGUUCCAAGUGUGGGAAGGGGUUUCGGACCCGCUCCCAUCUCCUCCGGCACUAUCAGAGUCACACAGAGGAGAGGCCCUUCUGCUGCCCAGACUGUGGGAAGGGAUUCAGGCACAACUCCCACCUCGUCACCCACCGGCGCAUCCACACUGGGGAGAGGCCCUACGAGUGUCCCCAGUGUGGGAAGAGCUUCUCUCAGUCCUCUACCUUGACCAAACAUCAACGGAGGCACCGGUGAGGGAAGCCCUGCGAGUGCCCCGAGUGCGGGAAGAGCUUCGUGCGCUGCUCCAGCUCCAUCCCCCACUGCAGGAGCCACACUGGG
Messenger RNA from Passer domesticus (house sparrow), 1050 nucleotides. RefSeq names its product zinc finger protein 239-like. NCBI's taxonomy places the organism in Eukaryota, Metazoa, Chordata, Aves, Passeriformes, Passeridae. The record is from RefSeq and is a predicted model, not a curated record. Bases 1 to 966 code for a protein of 321 amino acids. The transcript has 4 exons.